AUAAAAAGAAUUAAUUAUAUAUAAAUCAAAAUGCCGCGURUAAUGAUAAAAGGUGGUGUUUGGCGUAACACAGAGGAUGAGAUUUUGAAAGCUGCUGUAAUGAAAUAUGGAAAAAACCAAUGGAGUCGUAUAGCCUCACUAUUACAUAGAAAAUCUGCAAAACAAUGUAAAGCACGUUGGUUUGAAUGGUUAGAUCCGAGUAUUAAGAAAACAGAAUGGAGCAGAGAAGAAGAUGAAAAGAAUCCUGAGACAAAACCUGCCAGGCCUGAUCCUAAAGAUAUGGACGAGGAUGAAUUGGAAAUGUUGGCCGAGGCUCGUGCAAGACUCGCGAAUACUCAAGGGAAAAAAGCUAAACGAAAAGCUCGCGAAAAGCAAUUAGAAGAAGCACGUAGGCUCGCAGCUUUGCAAAAGCAUAGGGAACUACGCGCUGCUGGGAUCACAGUGUUGCAAGAGAAUAAGCGCAUUCGUAAACCUAAUUAUAAUUCUGAAAUACCUUUUGAAAAACGCCCUGCUUUAGGAUUUUAUGAUACUUCUAAGGAACAYAUAGAUCCACUUGCAAUAGACUUUUAUAAAAUGAGACUACAACAAUUAGAUCGAGAUCAUAAGCAGGAAAAAGAAGAAAUGGAACGUAGAAAAGAUAAGCAAAAACUGAAGCAGCAAAAAGAAAAUGAUAUUCCAAUGGGAAUGCUUAAUAAUGAAGAACCAGUGAAGAAAAGAAGUAAACUUGUUUUACCCGAACCACAGAUCUCUGAUCAAGAGUUACAACAAGUGAUUAAACUUGGACGUGCAUCAGAGGUUGCACGUGAAGUUGCUACCGAAAGUGGAAUUACACUAUCGGAUAGUUUAUUAGCUGAUUAUUCUCUUCCAACAAAUGUUGCUGUAACUCCCAGAUUUUCAGCUGCGCAAGAUAAAAUUCUUCAAGAAGCUCAAAAUGUUAUGACCCUGACACAUGUUGAUACUCUGUUGAAAGGAGGCUUAAACACAUCAUUAAAUAAUUCUGAUUUUUCUGGCGUUGUAUCUGUAACAAAUGCUAUUGCAACUCCAAAUACUAUUCUAGCAACUCCUUUCCGUUCUCAGCGUAGCGAUGGAACACCCUUGAAUUCGUUUAAUACACCAGCAUCUUCAYGACAGCAAAAUGGAGUUUUGACAACACCAAUUCGUGAUAAACUUAGCAUUAAUCCCGACGAUGGUAUUUCUGGAUCAGAAACACCAGUGAUACAGAAACAAGCUAAAGAACAAUUACGUGCAGGUUUGAUAGCAUUGCCAACACCACGUAACGAUUACGAAAUAGUUGUUCCUGACGAUGAAACUAUAGAUGAAAAUACCUCUAAUCCUGCAAAUGGCAUAGUUGAAGAUCAAGCUGAUAUAGAUGUUAGACAACAACAAGAAUUGUUGGAACAAAAGAAAAGGGAAUUCGCUCGUAGAUCACAAGUUAUACAACGGAAUUUGCCAAGGCCAGUUGACGUUAACAUGAAUAUUUUAARGCCUUUCAUGGAUACUCCACUAACGGAUAUGCAACGAGCAGAAGAGYUAAUUAAAAGGGAAAUGAUUACAAUGAUGCAAUAUGAUGCGCUUCAAAAUCCUAUGCAACAGAAUAGAAAGAGUGCUUCCAACUCUUUAGCGCAAGCACAAGCGUAUCUCGAACAACAUCCUUAUAUAAAUUUUGAGGAAGAGGAAUUGAAUGCAGCGAAAAAAUUACUCACCGAUGAAAUGAAUGUUGUUAAGGAUGGUAUGGCGCAUGGAGAUUUAAGUUUAGAUGCAUAUACAACGGUAUGGGAAGAAUCUUUAUCGGAGAUAUUAUAUUUGGAAACACAAAAGCGGUAUACAAGAGCAACCUUAGCCUCCCAAAAAGAUAGAGUAGAAGCUUGUGAAAGAAAAUUAGAAGAAAAUCGGAUGCAUAUGACUGGUGAAGCUAAGAAAGCUGCUAGAAUGGAAAACAAAUUGAAAAUUUUAACAGCAGGAUAUCAAACCAGGGCACAAGUCUUAAUUAAACAAUUACACGACUCGUGGGAACAAAUAGGAGAAGCCCAUUUGGAACUUUCGACAUAUAAAUUUUUACAAAAUCAAGAGGAAGCAGCAGUUCCGAGGAGAGUCAAUGCUCUUAUUGACGAUGUUAACAGACAAGCUGAACGUAAUCGUAUAUUACAAAUGCGACAUGCACAAUUGCAAGAUAAACGUCUGCAAUGUUAAUUACUA
This is a messenger RNA of Polistes canadensis, 2196 nucleotides long. RefSeq names its product cell division cycle 5-like protein (gene Cdc5). Gene Ontology annotation, biological process: mRNA splicing, via spliceosome; regulation of transcription by RNA polymerase II. NCBI's taxonomy places the organism in Eukaryota, Metazoa, Arthropoda, Insecta, Hymenoptera, Vespidae. Gene Ontology annotation, cellular component: spliceosomal complex; Prp19 complex. The record is from RefSeq and is a predicted model, not a curated record. Gene Ontology annotation, molecular function: RNA polymerase II transcription regulatory region sequence-specific DNA binding; DNA-binding transcription factor activity, RNA polymerase II-specific. The transcript has 3 exons. Bases 31 to 2190 code for a protein of 719 amino acids.